Molecule: messenger RNA, 3051 nt
Organism: Carassius gibelio (silver crucian carp)
Lineage: Eukaryota; Metazoa; Chordata; Actinopteri; Cypriniformes; Cyprinidae
Product: E3 ubiquitin-protein ligase RNF26-like
Exons: 1
Coding region: 582-1877 (431 amino acids)
Biological process (GO): protein ubiquitination; ubiquitin-dependent protein catabolic process
Molecular function (GO): ubiquitin protein ligase activity
Source: RefSeq, a predicted model, not a curated record
AGCGCCGGUUUGAUCCACUUCAAACACGUGUUGUAAUGCGGAAACGACGGACUGAAACAGAGCGAGAAGCUUUCGAUUCUGACUCACUAAUGAUCCAAAACAAAGAAGAGAAUUUGUCCUCGUCCUGGAGCUUUACAAAAUAACGCGGACGCUUGAAUUACACCCUGUACCAAGAUGAACAUCAACGUGGGAUACAGCUUUACGCAACCAGUCAACGCCAGUUUGUUUCGAUUUUCAAAAGUAAACAUCCGCCGAGCAGUUCCUGUCCAUGUGUGAGCAGACGCUUCACUGUACUACACAUGUUAAGGGUGGUGUUUUGAUCCAAAACAGAGGACAUGCCAAUGGUCAGUUAUGAUACGACUGGAGUUGACUUUAUUUAACCUCAAGUGCUUUGCCAAGGCGUCAGCAUUACUUAAGAUGCGAAUCGGUUAGCACGCUAGCUUGGCUAGGAGAGCUGUUUGUUUGUGUAACUAACGUUACAUACUCAACUAUGUCGGUUGACGGCACAAAUAAUAAGUCAGUAUAUAUAUAGUCCAUUUUGGCAAACAGUGGUGACAGUUUCACAGUCGGACAUCCUUAUUAUGGCUCUACUGAACUUUGUUUUUAGUUCAAUUGGAAAAUGCAUAGACGUCAUUUGCCUCCUUCUGGAUUUAAAUUUUGUGAUUGUAAACUCAAUAAUUCAGCUGUUGGUGGCAGUGAUCUCCUUUAUCAAUAGUUUGCCCAUGCUACUCACAAUUUCUGUGUCGGAGUGCUGGAAUCUCAGUCUGCUUUGCAUCAUCACCAUGAGGGAUGGAGUGGCCUUUGUGACCCAUAACAUGUUCGGAGGUGGGAUGCAGCUGCUGGGAGGCGUCCUGGAAAGCUUUAAGAUGAUCGGAUACCUGUCUUCACAUCUACUGCUCCGCACCAAAGAGCUUCUCCAACGUGGACUGCUGUCGGGCCACGGUUUGCUGCGACAGGCCUGGGAAGGCUGUGGGAUUGUGUUCAGCUUAUUGCUGUAUUUCAUCAACACUAUCAUCAACUUGCUCCUCAUUGGCACGCAAAAUUUGUACUCCGUGUUGGUCAGCGCGGUGGAAGCAGUGUCCUGCCCUUUGCAGAAAGCUCUUGAGCUGACUUUGACGGUGUUUACGUUUCUUUACAGCAGUCUUGUCGGCACCUCCAUCCUGCUGUGGACUCCGUGUAAACUGGCGAUGGAGUUCCUGGGAUCCGUGUGCCAUGUAUUUGUGAGCGUGUUCGUUCUCAACUCUUACGGGCUGCUUCUCACAUUGCUCAUCAUUGCAGGUGCCACUGUAUAUCUAAACCCUGCGCUCCCAGGACAUGUAUGUUUGCGUGUGAUCAACUACAUCAACAAUGUUCCCAUCCUACGAUGUCUCCGGAGGGCUCUACACGGCCUCUACGUGCUCGAGAGGAAUUUGUGGCAGCGACUGGCCUGGUAUCACAGCCAGAUAAUGGUUCCUGCAAGGAUGGAAGUUGAGGAAAGGGACGUUAGACAGCCAGAUCCCGACCCUGAGCCUCAAGCUGACCCGAACGCAGCAGGCGACGUAGCAGAAAAUGCACCUGAGGAUGCCCACCAAGUGGACGACCCUCUAGACCUGCCGCUUCCCAGUUCCAGCACCCGCAGGCCACUCCGAAAAUUUCCUUCGGAGGACAGCUGCAAAGGCCCUCCGGCUGACAACCUGCUGACUCUUCUGCAGGAGCAAGAGGAGAGGAAGAAGUGCGUGAUCUGUCAGGACAGCACCAAGACUGUUGUACUCCUGCCGUGCCGUCACUUGUGCUUGUGUAGAAACUGCACCAACAUUUUGCUCAGCCAGCCUAUCUACCAACACAACUGCCCCCUGUGCCGCCACAUGAUCCUUCAGACCAUGGAUGUGUAUAUCUGAGGGAAGCGUUUAUGGAUGUGUUUCUGUCAUCCUCAGGUUUUUUGAGCAGCACUGUUCUUGAAAUGUGGGAAACCACUUGUUCCUUUUUUACAGAUGGCCAUUCCACUACAGAGGCUUGUAUAUAGAUUAAAAUCACAACCUUUUGUAAAUCGUUAAGGCAAGACUGUGCUUUCUCCUGAUUUUAUAUUCAUUGUCACUUUUUUUCAUCAGCUUGUAGAAGCAAUAUCACUUGAAUGUAAGCUUUGUAUAAAGAAAAAAAAAACAUAAAAAAUGGGGUGUUAAUUGUGUAGAUGGAUGAUUUAUGAUGUAAUUGUCAAGUGUUUAUGGGGAACAUUUGUAUGCUACAAUACUAACAUUGGGUCUUCGAAUGUAAUCAUUUCUCCAAAGUGUCACUACAAUAUUUGCACAAGUUAUUCUGCAAUCUGAUGAUGUAUUUGUGCUUUUUUUGUCAUUUAUUAUUGAACAGCAUUAAGGCUUUCUCACUGCUCAAGUGUUAUCGAUCAAUGCAUUUUCAAAUCAAAAUUUUGGCUUGUUUUGUGUUUUGAGAGACAGUAAUUCAAUUCGGUUACCGGUAAAAACAGAGCGGAAGAAAGGCUUUUAGCUCAGAUUUGUCCAGAGGAUGUUGUUAGAAAUCACUAUUUUGGAAAACAUCUUAUGCAUUAGAGAAACAAGGUACAGGCUUUUCUGCUUUAUCUCAGUUAUUUUGGUCUUACGUGACCCAUUCAGAAAGGCACAAUGCGCAAGACAAUCAGGUGCAUUUAAGAGGGGAAAAAACAUUUGCAAGGUCCAUGCAAGCUGUUGUCCUUCCUAAAAUCAUAACUAUAUAGUCCCUAAUUAUUUCUAUCACUCUCAAUUCUGCACAAUGCAGGUGUGAGGCGCAAACCCAUGGUUUAUUAUUUUAAAUUUUUUAAACAAGCUGUGAUUUCAUUCCCUAUUAAGCUCCAAGCCUUUUUUAUUUUUGUACCACAGACAUUUGUUUUCUAUGAAGGUCUCCAGUGAUUAUGUUUGUGGUUAGAGCAGAUGUCUGUCUCUCCAGAGGCCUGGGUAAUAUCAAAACCACAUUCCCUGACUAUCCAGAUGAGUAAUAAACCGUAUUUGACAGUACGGUUGUAUUUUCUUUGUCUUCAGCACAAUUAGUAGUUUCAUCGUUGGAAUAAAAUGCAAUUAACAACCA